AUGGCCAGUAUUCACAAAAAUGCGGGAAGUCCAUUGCCGCCGUUCUUGAGAGAGAACGACGGGGCAUGGAGAAAGUCCACCGAAGGAGGUCCGUCCUCCUCAUCCUCUUCCCCAAAAAGUUCAGGACACCGGUCAGAAGGUAGGGCGACAUCUUUUUGUUGUUUUAUUUGUUUAGGAGCUUGGGUUGGCAUGUAAAAUGUGAUUAACUAGAGAUUUAAGGGUAGUUUUGAUAAAAGCAUAUGGCAAUAUGUAUAUUGUCUUAUGUUUUUUGAUGAAUUUCUUCUAAAAUUGUGUUUGUUAUGUGUUGUCGUCUCGCUUUUGUGCCCAAGUAUAUGUUUUCUUACCAUACAGUAGCAACUGCGUCCCUUGAAGGAGUGCCAUUUGACAAACUCAACCCAUUAGCAUCUCAUCAGCCUCAGGCGCCGUUGAUCCAAGGCUCAGUGUCUAAAGAAGCGGCCGUAAAGACUCAUGUCAACUUAAGUGGACUAAGUCUAGAAAAAGAAGAACAGAUACGAGAGUUGUAUGACCGAUUAGACUUGGACAACGAUGGUACGAUCAAUAUUGGAGACCUAUCUGCAGCUUUACAGAAAGAAGUUCCUCACAUUCCCAGUAAUCUAGCUCCUGUGAGUUUGUUGACGAUUUGUUUGAAUUUUAGGUAUAAAAAUGAAUAACUACAAUUAAAAUUGAUUUAAAAGUUCUAUUAGAGUAUUUUUUAUCAUUUUAUUUUAAAAAUUUGGUAAUAUGAAUAAUGCUCUUUGAAAUACAGCUCGUUUAGAAAAUCCUCCAAACGAUAUCACAAGAAGAUAAAGACUGGAUUAAUUAUCCGGAAUUCAUCGCUUAUAUUGUUGAACAUGAAAGGAAACUGGAAAAAGUGUUUCAAGAAUUGGAUAGGAAUCAAGACGGUCAGUUUGUUACCUAAAAUAUGCAUAUUUAGUUAAAUUGUACAUUUUGUUACUUAAAAUACCUUUUGAGUAAUUUAAAUCAGUAUGAGGAAUAAUUUAGAUAGAAAAAUGACUUAGAAUAUUUAUUUUUUACUUUUAAAAGUGCAAUUAUGAGUUUAUAAAACAGGUUUUGUUAUCAAAACACACUUGUUAACAGUUUUUUACUGUAGUGUUCGGAUUGGGUUCGAAAUAACUGUUACAGCGAUAAAGGCAGUAAAAAGGGUUUUAAAAUGGAAUUCACGUGAAAAUUCAUCCGAUUGUGUUUUGAGAAAUGGGCGUGGCUUAGGGGAGGGUAAAAUUUGUGGGCUACUUGAUAAGUUGUUACUUGUUGGAGUAAAUUUGAUAACAGUUUAUACUUUGAUCUGGAAAAGUCAUAACAAAUUCUACUUGAAAUUAUAUAAACGUUUUGAAAAUAGUGCUGUACUGAAUGUGUUAGUACUAAAAAACAGUAUCAAAUUAAAAGUAAAAAUAAUUUUAUAGCAGUUUAUAUCAUAAACAAACAGAAAGCUGAUAACAUUAUAUGAAAAUUUUAGGAUUCAUCGAUGAAAAAGAAAUCCAAAGUUACUGCCACGAUCAUGGUAUGCCAGUUAGUGAUGAAAAAGCUUUACAUAUCAUUAGUCAAAUGGACCAAACGGGCUCAAGUUCAAUAGAUUUAAAGGAAUUCAAAGAGUUUAUGUUGUUAUACCCUUCAGCUGAUCCGCUGGAGAUUGCCAAGUUCUGGAGGCAUAAUCUGGUAGGAUUUUGUGAUUAAUUAGGGUUUAGAAGACUUGAAAAGAAAAGAAGUGUAUUAAAUUUACAGAAUUGAAGAAAAUAUUAUACACAAAGUUUUAAAAUAUGAAAAUAUUUGUUUUUUUUGAAAUUUUGGUCAAGAAUUUCAAAUUCUUCAUUUCUUUUUAUAAAUUUUUGCUAAAAUUGGUCGAUAAAUGUUUGUGUUUGCGGAAAAUGGUUCAUAGUAACAACAAACUGCGUCGAAGUGGUUAUAGAGAGAGUUAUUUGAAGGUGAUUGACAUUGGAGAAGACAGUUUGAUACCAGAAGACUUCUCGCCAUUGGAACUUGAGACUGGAGUAUGGUGGCGACAUUUGGUAGCUGGUGGCGUCGCGGGAUGCAUGAGUAGAACGUGCACGGCACCGUUGGAUCGGUUGAAAGUGUUUUUACAGGUAUGUUUUAGUAGUAUGUUGAGGUAGUACGGAGCAGAAAAUUGUGUGAUAUAUGAAGCUGGGAUGUGCUUGAUAUUUGGGGGAGGACUCUUUCACAAAAAAUGAAAAUGCUAUUUUAGGUUCACUCGAAUAAACAAAACCCAUACGGAGUGUUAGGUGCAAUAAGAUAUUUACAUAGUGAAGGUGGUGUACGAUCGUUUUGGCGUGGUAAUGGUAUCAAUGUCAUCAAGAUCGCUCCAGAAUCAGCUUUCAAAUUCAUGGCAUACGAACAGAUGAAGCGAGUUAUACAAAGGGUCAGGUGUAAGGAAGAACUGACUAUUCUGGAGCGAUUUGCUGCUGGAGCAUCAGCUGGAGCCAUAGCACAGUCUAUCAUAUAUCCGUUGGAGGUACUGAAGACCCGGCUGGCACUAAGGAAGAGUGGCCAAAUGGACAAAGGACUCUUCUCCUUUGCCAAACACAUUUACAAAUACGAAGGAUUUUCGUGCUUUUAUAAGGUAAGUUUAGGUUUUCACUGUCUUAAGGAUUAAAUUAAGGUCAAGAGCUUGCCAAAAUCAAAAUUUAAAUUUCGAAUAUUUCGAGUUUUCAAGUUUUUGUAAAGAAAGUUCUUGCCUUUCUCGAUUUUUUUAUAAUGUUAUGUUUCCAGGGUUAUAUCCCAAACCUACUAGGUAUUAUCCCGUAUGCGGGUAUUGACUUGGCCAUAUACGAAACGCUAAAAGGAUAUUAUCUACAACAUUAUCAAGUUAGCGAUCCUGGAGUACUGGCACUACUAGCAUGUGGAACGUGUAGUAGUACGUGUGGACAGUUGGCUAGCUAUCCAUUGGCUUUGAUUAGGACGAGGUUACAGGCUAGAAGUAAGUUGUUAUGAAACGUCGGGCUAGUACAAUAUUUAAUAUGGCGUUUUCUAUGAACGGGAGUUUAAAGCGUUUUUACAAAGUAAGCAAUUAACCUACUACAAUAUUCGUAUUUUAGCGAUAUGCCAAGAUAAGAACCAGCCAGACACGAUGGUAGGGCAAUUCAGGUACAUUAUUCGAAACGAGGGUCCAGCAGGCUUGUAUCGUGGUAUUACUCCCAACUUCAUGAAGGUUAUACCGGCAGUCAGUAUCUCCUACGUCGUGUACGAGUCAGUACGAAAACAGCUAGGCGCCACAAUGUCAUAG
Messenger RNA from Bursaphelenchus okinawaensis, 3256 nucleotides. NCBI's taxonomy places the organism in Eukaryota, Metazoa, Nematoda, Chromadorea, Rhabditida, Aphelenchoididae. The record is from the annotation of a GenBank genome assembly.